AUGCUUACGGGUAGAAAUCGAGCUGUUUUGUUGGGGUCUGAUGGUUCUAAUGAAUUUGGGGGAGGAGCUCAAAGAAAUCAUCACCAUAGAGAACAACUACUUCCCAAUCAUAUAGCAACAGCUACAAUAGCAGCAAGUGCCACAGCAGCAGUAGCCCCCUCCUCUAUAUCUUGGAGUACUUCACUUCCCCCUCCUCACCCUCCAUCUCUUCCUCCACAUCCCCCUCCUGUAAUGACAGUUACAGGAACACCUCCAAUAGCUAGAGCAGAAAGUAUUUGUGAGGAAAUUUUGGAAAGAAAUACAAAUAGUCCAACAUUUCCUUUAAAUGCUACGAGAAGAAGAUCAUCAGAUUGGCAAUGUAUUGCUGUACCUACAAGUUCGAAAAGCCAUCAUCAAUAUAUUUAUGUAAAGCGAGGAAGUGCUGAUGCUGCUUUCUUUCGUAAUGAAAAAGGCGGACGUUCUUCUAAUGCUGCACUUGCAUUAAAUGCUUUAGCGAGUAUAUUCCACCGUUGUGAUGAAGAAACUCAAAUACAAUUACGAGAAGCAAUGCGUAUUCUUUCUUCUUCAGAACUUUAUACUCCAACAAUUACUCGUUUUAGAGAAAAUGAUAGAAUAGCUAGUGGAUAUUAUGAUGGAUUAAUUAGGUUACACCAUCCAACUCGUCAACGUAAACGUUCUGUAGUAGAAGCAUAUCGUGACCAUCAACAACGUAGAGCAUCUAGCGGUAGUUGUAUUAGUGGAUUAACAACAUUAGGAGUAGGAGGAGGAACUUCUUUACAAGAACAAAAACAAAAUUUAAAACGUCUUCACAAAAAUGGAGAAGAAGAAAAGGAAGAAGAAGAGGAGGAGGAAGAAGAAGGAACAAAUAAUUUAUUAGAAAAUAUUAUUUUUAAACAAAAAGGGAGGAGAGUGUCGGCAGAAAUAUUUAAAGUUUUGGAGAAAGAACAUUGCUGGGAUUUUGAUGUUAUUGAAUUAGAAAGGGUUACAGAUUCACAUCCUCUGGCUAAUUUAGGGUUUAAAGUUUUUGAAAGAUGGAGUGUUUGUGAAGCUUUACAUUGCUCUUCUGAUGUAUUACACAAAUGGUUAACAAUAAUCGAAGCCAAUUACCAAUCUGGCAAUGCUUAUCACAAUGCUACACACGCUGCUGAUGUAUUACAAGCAACUUCUUAUUUUCUUUCUUCUGAUCCAGUUGGUCAAUUAAUUCAAGAUAAUCAUGCAUUGGCAGCAUUAAUAGCAGCAACAGUUCAUGAUUUAGACCAUCCUGGGAGGGGAAAUGCUUUUUUAAUGAAUACCAGACAACGAUUAGCUAUUUUAUAUAAUGACCAUUCUAUUUUGGAAAAUCAUCACGUAGCAUUAGCCUUUCAAUUAACACUUUCUCAACCCGGCGUUAACAUUUUUGCCCAAAUGCCACGUGAUGAUUUUGUUCAAAUGCGUCAAUCAGUUAUUGAUAUGGUUUUGGCAACAGAUAUGAGUAGACAUUUUGAACACUUGGCUAAAUUUCAACAAUUAAUGGCUAUAUUACCUGGAAAUGCUGAUGAAGAAGCUGAACAGGAAGAAGAGGAGGAUAGGGAUACAAAUUCAAUGAUUAUUUGUAGAAUGAUGGUUAAAUGUGCGGAUAUUGCCAAUCCAACACGAGAAUGGAGAUUAUGUCAUGAAUGGGCUUUACGUAUUGUACAAGAAUAUUUUGAUCAAACAGCAGAGGAAGUUGAAAGAAAAUUACCUGUUACAAUGAAAGGAUUUGAUAGAGAAACCUGUAAUGUUCCUUUGACACAGUGUACAUUUGUUGAUAUGUUUGCCAGAGAAACAUUUACUGGAUGGUGCGAAUUUGCUGCCUUACCUCACUUGUUAACCCGUUUAGAAGAAAAUUAUGAAAGAUGGAAAACACAAGCUUCUGAUUGGGAACCACAACGAAAUAACGAUAAUGCUAAUUUACUUGCUUUGAGAGAAAAGCAAUGGAGAAGGAUAAGUAAUGGAUAA
Molecule: messenger RNA, 1977 nt
Organism: Meloidogyne enterolobii
Lineage: Eukaryota; Metazoa; Nematoda; Chromadorea; Rhabditida; Meloidogynidae
Source: the annotation of a GenBank genome assembly